AUGACGGGCUUUUCGGUAACCAAAGCUGUAAUACAAGCAGUCAUAGUACGGGCCGUCCUGGCGGUGCACAGCCUUCUAACUGUGUGGCGAGCAGCAGAUGUAAAAAACAACGAUCUUUAUUGGUUACUUGGGCUGACCAAUCUUCUCCUCCUCUUCGAACUCAUCAUUAGGCUCGUCAAACGCAAGGGCCAGGAAGGCAAGUGGUUCAGUCCGUGCUUAUUCAUCUUCCUUUUGUCCACCGUGCCGGCGAUUUGGUUUUUGGAACUUGAUCGACUAGAGCGUUACGACAGCGUUAUCAACUCAGGAAAUGUGUCUGCAAAACAAGAGGAGCUGUCCUCCAUUUCUGGGGUUAGUGUACCUAUAAGGUUAGAAGCUGACACCUGGAUAUCUGUACUUGAACAAGGUCUGCUGUUCUUGUUUAUCGUGGGACGUUGGCUGCUUCCCAGAGGUAAGGUGACAAGAGACCAGUUGUCACAGCUUCUCUUUGUUUACCUCGGUAUUGCGUCCGACAUCAUGGAGCUCUUCGUUAUAUUCGAGGAGCCAGAAAUCCGCGAAGAUCGAAUUCUCACUUACGUCACAUUGGGUGUAUGGUCUGUGAGUUUAUUACAGUUCACAUUAACGCUAACAGCCACGAAGAACGCUCGCAAGGGGCGUGGCGUGGCGAUCACUCCAGAAGAUGCUCCAGUGAAAGACAAUAGGAGUUUGUGUGCCCGUAUCUUCCAAUCCGAGAUCUGGAGUUUGAUGGUGUCAAUCUCCAUUAUGGACGUGCCGUUUGUGACAAUUCGGCUGUACGCACUAUUCCGUUACAGGAUCCUUACGUACGGGAUUCUUUUCUUCACAUUUAAAAACCUGUUGAUGAUAUUCCUUCUGAUUUACCGUAUGAUCAUCGUCUGUUACAAUAUGGCUCACGAUGACGACGACGACGACGUCACAGACGACGGGACCUACAUACUGAGGGGCGCUAAGGUAGACGAUUACUCCCGACCCCCCGGGGACAAGGCUGUUAUGAUCACAGAGAAUGAUUCACCGCCAAAAAAAGAUCAAAACUCCCGAAAUCUCAACAACAACUCGCAAAAUUCUACAAAACAUACUACAGGAGGUGAAAUUGACCUCGAAACAUUCGAUUAA
Messenger RNA from Ylistrum balloti, 1128 nucleotides. Its product is annotated as transmembrane protein 26-like. NCBI's taxonomy places the organism in Eukaryota, Metazoa, Mollusca, Bivalvia, Pectinida, Pectinidae. Bases 1 to 1128 code for a protein of 375 amino acids. The transcript has 3 exons. The record is from RefSeq and is a predicted model, not a curated record.